AUGGCGACUGCAACACCGUCACCCCUGGCCAGCUCUGUUGAGAAGACAAAUGGAAACAAGCUAAGCAGGCUUCUCAUCGAUGGGGGAACAACAGUACUGAGGAAUAUUUUCGAUUCCCAUCACCCUCCUGCCAACUUGGCUGCCAAUCUUAGUUCCAGAUAUAUUCAUCCCAUUCUUACUAGCCUUCGGCAUAGAAACAUUCUGAAUGGUGUUCAAUGGGACAAACUGUUUCCACCACCAGCUGGAGGGCCACCAAACUCUAUUAACUUUGAUAUCACUCUUCUGUUCCUCUUGCUGAGAAACAUUUGCGGCCUAUCCCCUCCCCUUUCAGGCUGGGACAGAAUGCCCCCCGCGAGUGACACCUCUUUUGAGGCUAACCUUGCUCGCAUGAAGUACCAUCGAAACGUGCUCUAUGGUCACGUGACAUCAACUGGCAUUCAGACAUCAGUGUUCGAUGUGAAAUGGCAGGAAGUUAGUUCCGUUCUUGUUACGCUUGGUUUAAGUCAGUCUGAAGUAGACAGAUUAAAGCGAGAGCCUUGUGGAGAGGACUAUGUCAGCGCUGUUACUGAAUGGAUGAAAAAUGACGAGGAGAUCCAAUUCCAGCUGAAAGAUCUACUUACUAAACAACAGCAAGUGCUCCAGACCCAACAGCAAGAUCACAGAACUCUUCACGAUACGCAUCAAAUAGUUGGAAAAGUGCAAGAGACGCAAAUAGAAGCCAGCAAUUUGCAACAGGAAGACCACAAAACUCUUCAAGAUACACAUCAAACAGUUCGCCAAGUAGAACAGACACUUCAAGAUACACACCAGACAGUUGGCAAUUUACAACAAAUGUUACACGAAGUUCGGAGAACCCAACAAGAAUCGCAGCAGCAGAUCGAGUAUGAGGCUGCAAACGCUGAAGAAAGAAGAGAUAAAGCUGAAGAGGAUGAAGCUCUGAGAAGAUUGGCAAAAGUUAAUACCGAGAGAGUCAUCCAGUAUCACUCUGGGAAAUACCUGGGCGAAACGCGCUUGCACAUCUUUGAGAAGAUCAGGUUGUGGCUAGACGACCGUACAUCUGAAAAUCGUGUGAUGGUAAUCAGUGGAGAUGCGGGAAUGGGUACAUCAGUGAUCGCCGCUGUCGUUUGUCAGAGAAUGCAACACGCUGGUCGGCUCUUAGGAAGUCACUUUUGUCAGCACAACAAGGAACGUUACAGAAACCCGAAGGUGAUGCUUCAGUCGUUAGCCUGUCAGCUGUGUGAUGUCUUACCAGAAUACAAAAGUGAACUUGUGAAGAAACUUUCUAGAAAUUUGGGCGUGGACAUGAACAGCCUAGAAGUUCAGGAGUUGUUCGAAUUUCUUUUCGAAGAGCUUUUAUGCAGCGUAGGAGACCCUGGGAGAAAUUUGCUGUUAGUUAUUGAUGGCCUGGAUGAAAGUGAAUACAAAGGCCGCAAUAAUCUGCUUGAUGUCGUGGCUAAUCAUUUUUGCAAACUUCCUCUUUGGUUCCGGUUUCUUGUUACCACUCGACCUGAAGUAAAUAUUGCAGAUCGUCUUAAAAGGUUUAAUCCUAUUCAGCUGGGGCAAGAUGACGAAGAAAACGUGAAAGACAUCAGAUUCUUCCUUGAAAAACAGUUGAGCAGCGUUAUUCAAGCGGGCUUUAACGAGGUCAUUAUCGAUGCACUGGUCCGAAAGGCUGCAGGGCAUUUUUUAUAUGCUUAUUUGAUGGUCGAUUUUAUCAAGGAAAACGUUUCACUUCUCACUCCCGAAGAGUUAGGAAGAACCUUACCUUCAGGUGUAUCGUCUGUUUAUCAGUCCUACUUUGAACGUUUAGAGAAAGAAUUGGAAAUUGGUGAGGACCAGUUUUUAACUUUUCUAAGUGCUUUGGCGGCUGCAAGAGAACCGCUACCACGAGGUCUUGUUUCUAAGAUAUUGCUUUCGGACUUGAAGUCCCCAUCUGGUCCUCGGAAAGUAACAAAAGCUAUUGACUCUAUCUCAACCCUUCUACCUGUUCAUGAUGACUGUAUUGUGUUCUUCCACAAAUCAGUUAAGGACUGGUUGACUGACAGAACUACCUACGGGCAACACACCUUCUCUAUGGAUGAAAAGCAAGGUCAUGCCAUGCUCUCUCAGCUCUGUGCUAAUGAACUGAAUAACGUGAAAAGAAAAGGCGUUCACGGAACAGAAUUCAGUAACACUGCAAGGUACGCCCUACAGCAUGGUGUUUAUCAUAUGCUCGAGUCCGAAGAGCUGGAUGAGGGUGCAAGAAGCUUUGAAGAAAUCGUUAACAACUAUGUUACCGACCUAGACAUUGUGUAUGCAAAGCUGUGUGUAAACAACACGGCUAGUUCUGAAGACAUUAUCCUUACUCAGAAACAAGAAGCUUUUCAGUUAUUGAGUAGUGAGAGGCGAAAAGCCCUUGGCACGUUGUUGUCUCUCUUACGAAAGUACCGUGGAAGACUUUCCACGCAUCCUAGUACAAUAUUUCAAGUGAUGGUGAACGAGGGAGGGGACGUUUUUGCUGAUGAAGCGACGAAAGUUUUACAGAGUCAUGAAAUACCAUACAUGGAGUACCUUCAUAAGGAAGCUUUGAAGGAGGAGUCAAAUAAGACCCAGGCUGAGUUUCACUGUAACUCCGCGGUUGUUUGUUUUGAUAUUUCACUGACGCAGGAGUUCAUGGUUUGCGAAUGUACUGAUGGGAUGAUUUACCUUUGGUCACUCAAAACGGGUGAGCAAAGGUGGAUACGGCCGGUUGAGGUCAGGAAAUUCUACCGUAAACCUUCUCUCGCCUUUAGAGUGGUCCGAAACUCAAAUGUAUACUCAUGUUAUCGCUCUGUUGUUUUUCACCCUACUGAGCCCAUUGUUCUUCCUGGAAUCCUUAGCCAUGCUUACUCGUUUAAAGGAAACCUUCAACCUCUGUUUCCAAAAAGCAACUGCAGAUUUUCUGUUUGUUCAGUUCAUGGGGACGAGAGCAAAAUUAUCACCGAUUGCCCUGGGGAUGCUAAAUGCCUUGUCAUGUGGAAUCUAAAAAAUGGUGAAGAGAUCACUCGAACCAUCAGAAAUGAAGAUGUUUUGUCUUUUGCUUGGUCUCCUGAUGGAACGCUUCUGGCAAUUUCCCAUUUUUCAGGACUGGUAUGUUUGGUUGACGCAUUGAACUGCUUAGACACCACUCUCGCAGAAGUCACCACCAAACAACCUUGUGGAAUGAUAAAGUUUACCUCUGACAUUCAAUUCUUUUUUUGUUUUUCUUGGUCAUUUCUACAAAGUGAAGACAAACGCAACGAUGGGGGGUUAAUAACAGUGUUGCAACCCUUAAGUUAUCCCUUAAACGUUAUUAAGUUGCCUUGUGGUACCUUUUCCUUGAACGUUUUAGACAAUGAGUUUGGCCAGGAUCCAUGGAAUUACGAAGCAUCUAGCAAAGGUGGAUUCUUGAUGGGAGAUCCUAUGUUUUACAGGAUUUCCUCGGACGUUUUACCUGAGUUGUUUCCAUUUGCAUUUGUAUUAAACAAACAAAGUGUAUUAAGGGUACUUCCGGGCAAGAGGAAAAUUACAAUGCUUAAACAUGAAGAUUAUUCGACGGCCACGAAGCGUUCUCCUUUCUUUUCUAGUAUCUGUCGCAUUGCCUUCGCUUUAGAUGGAAAGACCAUUUAUUGCACCACUGCAGGGUAUAAAGGCUUCCUAGUGGUAUCUUUGGAUGUGUCGAGUGGAGAUCGUAAAGCAGAGAAAGUGAUACGUACACCUCAUGUUUUCCUUGUACCUGUGUCAGAGGGUGUCCUUUUGAAACAAAGAGAACCUGGGGCAGAUGUUCAGCUAUGGAAUUUUGAGUUGUCACAACAAAUCCGAAGUUGGCCUAAUUUAAGCGAGGUUAGGGAUAUAAAGCCAUUUUCAGACCGAUGUGUAGCGUGUGUGGGGAGAGAUUUUCAAGUAACCAUCCUGGACACAUCAAAUGGAAACAUAGUGAAGACCAUCCCACUUUGUCACGAGGGUUUCCGGUCACCAUAUUGGUUGCGUAAAGUACCCAUAGUAUGUAACAGGAAAUUUCAGCUGCUAUCCACCGCUGGUAGCUCAGUUCAGAUGUCAGAUGGUAAAAAUGAACUAUGGAAGAGAUCUCUGAAAUUCAAUAUAGAAGUUCGAUCUUUUUUUUUUGUUGACCUACCCGGGAUGUUUUCUCCAACAGAGGAGUUUGUCCUUGUCUCGUCUAAAAACUCUUCGUGGAAGACAGAAGUACUUGUGCUUGAAGCAUCUUCAGGAAAGUAUCUCCGGACGCUAUGCACCGUUGACAGAAUUCAUGGCUAUAACGGAAUUCUUGGCUGUGCCUUUGUAAGUAACACGGAAUGUGUUAUCGUCUGCAAGAAUACUUCAGAGAGCUAUUGUCUUCAGUUGUUCAAUGUUAGCACUGGGGAUUUCCUAACCGUACUUGAUAUAGAUUUUGAACCGUCCCAGUGUCUGGCUUCCUGUCCACAAAAGGGUUUGAUCGCUUUUGGCCUUAAGAACUCCAAAUGUAUGUGCGCAGUUAUCCAAGUAAAACUGCCGCGAGACAAAGUAAACCGGGAAACAAAAGGUGAGCAAUGCGUUUUUUCCUUAUCGUUAGUCGAAGAAUUGCUAAGUUUAAAUACGUAGCGUCGACAGAUCACACCUACAUUAAAGUGGAAAUAUUAGCUGCAGAAAAGGAGCUUGUGUGAAGGAUAGUGCAGUUUGUAGAUAUUAGUGGGGUCGAACCUCUAUUAAGCAGCCACUCUAUUUAGCGGCCUGUUACAAGAUUCCCUGCGAACAAAGCUAUCAGUAAAUCACUGUAAAAAGUGCCUCUAUUAAGCAGCCACUCUAUUUAGCGGCCUGUUACAAGAUUCCCUGCGAACAAAGCUAUCAGUAAAUCACUGUAAAAAGUGCCUCUAUUAAGCAGCCACUCUAUUUAGCGGCCUGUUACAAGAUUCCCUGCAGACAAAGCUGUCAGUAAAUCACUGUAAAAAGUACCUUUAUUAAGCAGCCACUCUAUUUAGCGGCCUGUUCCAAGAUUCCCUGCAGACAAAGCUGUCAGUAAAUCACUGUAAAAAGUACCUUUAUUAAGCAGCCACUCUAUUUAGCGGCCUGUUCCAAGAUUCCCUGCAGACAAAGCUGUCAGUAAAUCACUAAAAAAAGUACCUUUAUUAAGCAGCCACUCUAUUUAGCGGCCUGUUCCAAGAUUCCCUGCAGACAAAGCUGUCAGUAAAUCACUAUAAAAAGUACCUUUAUUAAGCAGCCACUCUAUUUAGCGGCCUGUUCCAAGAUUCCCUGCAGACAAAGCUGUCAGUAAAUCACUGUAAAAAGUACCUUUAUUAAGCAGCCACUCUAUUUAGCGGCCUGUUCCAAGAUUCCCUGCAGACAAAGCUGUCAGUAAAUCACUGUAAAAAGUACCUUUAUUAAGCAGCCACUCUAUUUAGCGGCCUGUUCCAAGAUUCCCUGCAGACAAAGCUGUCAGUAAAUCACUAUAAAAAGUACCUUUAUUAAGCAGCCACUCUAUUUAGUGGCCUGUUCCAAGAUUCCCUGCAGACAAAGCUGUCAGUAAAUCACUAUAAAAAGUACCUUUAUUAAGCAGCCACUCUAUUUAGCGGCCUGUUCCAAGAUUCCCUGCAGACAAAGCUGUCAGUAAAUCACUAUAAAAAGUACCUUUAUUAAGCAGCCACUCUAUUUAGCGGCCUGUUCCAAGAUUCCCUGCAGACAAAGCUGUCAGUAAAUCACUAUAAAAAGUACCUCUAUUAAGCAGCCACUCUAUUUAGUGGCCUGUUCCAAGAUUCCCUGCAGACAAAGCUGUCAGUAAAUCACUAUAAAAGUACCUCUAUUAAGCAGCCACUCUAUUUAGUGGCCUGUUCCAAGAUUCCCUGCAGACAAAGCUGUCAGUAAAUCACUAUAAAAAGUACCUCUAUUAAGCAGCCACUCUAUUUAGUGGCCUGUUCCAAGAUUCCCUGCAGACAAAGCUGUCAGUAAAUCACUAUAAAAAGUACCUCUAUUAAGCAGCCACUCUAUUUAGUGGCCUGUUCCAAGAUUCCCUGCAGACAAAGCUGUCAGUAAAUCACUAUAAAAAGUACCUUUAUUAAGCAGCCACUCUAUUUAGCGGCCUGUUCCAAGAUUCCUGCAGACAAAGCUGUCAGUAAAUCACUAUAAAAGUACCUUUAUUAAGCAGCCACUCUAUUUAGUGGCCUGUUCCAAGAUUCCCUGCAGACAAAGCUGUCAGUAAAUCACUAUAAAAAGUACCUUUAUUAAGCAGCCACUCUAUUUAGCGGCCUGUUCCAAGAUUCCCUGCAGACAAAGCUGUCAGUAAAUCACUGUAAAAAGUACCUUUAUUAAGCAGCCACUCUAUUUAGCGGCCUGUUCCAAGAUUCCCUGCAGACAAAGCUGUCAGUAAAUCACUAUAAAAAGUACCUUUAUUAAGCAGCCACUCUAUUUAGUGGCCUGUUCCAAGAUUCCCUGCAGACAAAGCUGUCAGUAAAUCUAAAAGUCAGUAAGCCACUCUAUUUACAAGAUUCCCCUGCAGACAAAAGUAAAUCACUUUAUUAAGCAGCCACUCUAUUUAGUGGCCUGUUCCAAGAUUCCCUGCAGACAAAGCUGUCAGUAAAUCACUAUAAAAAGUACCUCUAUUAAGCAGCCACUGUAUUUAGUGGAUUCCUGUUAAAUCACCAGCAGCCACUCUAUUUAGUUCCAAGAUUCCCUGCAGACAAAGCUGUCAGUAAAUCACUAUAAAAAGUACCUUUAUUAAGCAGCCACUCUAUUUAGCGGCCUGUUCCAAGAUUCCCUGCAGACGAAGCUGUCAGUAAAUCACUAUAAAAAGUACCUCUAUUAAGCAGCCACUGUAUUUAGUGGCCUGUUCCAAGAUUCCCUGCAGACAAAGCUGUCAGUAAAUCACUAUAAAAAGUACCUCUAUUAAGCAGCCACUCUAUUUAGUGGCCUGUUCCAAGAUUCCCUGCAGACAAAGCUGUCAGUAAAUCACUAUAAAAAGUACCUUUAUUAAGCAGCCACUCUAUUUAGCGGCCUGUUCCAAGAUUCCCUGCAGACAAAGCUGUCAGUAAAUCACUAUAAAAAGUACCUUUAUUAAGCAGCCACUCUAUUUAGCGGCCUGUUCCAAGAUUCCCUGCAGACAAAGCUGUCAGUAAAUCACUAUAAAAAGUACCUCUAUUAAGCAGCCACUCUAUUUAGUGGCCUGUUCCAAGAUUCCCUGCAGACAAAGCUGUCAGUAAAUCACUAUAAAAAGUACCUUUAUUAAGCAGCCACUCUAUUUAGCGGCCUGUUCCAAGAUUCCCUGCAGACAAAGCUGUCAGUAAAUCACUAUAAAAAGUACCUCUAUUAAGCAGCCACUCUAUUUAGUGGCCUGUUCCAAGAUUCCCUGCAGACAAAGCUGUCAGUAAAUCACUAUAAAAAGUACCUCUAUUAAGCAGCCACUCUAUUUAGUGGCCUGUUCCAAGAUUCCCUGCAGACAAAGCUGUCAGUAAAUCACUAUAAAAAGUACCUUUAUUAAGCAGCCACUCUAUUUAGCGGCCUGUUACUAGAUUCCCUGCAGACAAAGCUGUCAGUAAAUCACUAUAAAAAGUACCUUUAUUAAGCAGCCACUCUAUUUAGCGGCCUGUUCCAAGAUUCCCUGCAGACAAAGCUGUCAGUAAAUCACUAUAAAAAGUACCUUUAUUAAGCAGCCACUCUAUUUAGUGGCCUGUUCCAAGAUUCCCUGCAGACAAAGCUGUCAGUAAAUCACUAUAAAAAGUACCUUUAUUAAGCAGCCACUCUAUUUAGCGGCCUGUUACUAGAUUCCCUGCAGACAAAGCUGUCAGUAAAUCACUAUAAAAAGUACCUUUAUUAAGCAGCCACUCUAUUUAGUGGCCUGUUCCAAGAUUCCCUGCAGACAAAGCUGUCAGUAAAUCACUAUAAAAAGUACCUUUAUUAAGCAGCCACUCUAUUUAGUGGCCUGUUCCAAGAUUCCCUGCAGACAAAGCUGUCAGUAAAUCACUAUAAAAAGUACCUUUAUUAAGCAGCCACUCUAUUUAGUGGCCUGUUCCAAGAUUCCCUGCAGACAAAGCUGUCAGUAAAUCACUAUAAAAAGUACCUUUAUUAAGCAGCCACUCUAUUUAGCGGCCACUUGUCCCUUCCCGAGGCUGUCCGCUGGCCGCUUAACACUUCAAGUCCCAAGGGUGACCAACCUCAAUUUUCCCUUGACAUCAUCAAUACAUCAUCAUAAGAAAACGUUAUGAGAAGAGAUGAAAUGAUCACCUAAGAGAAAAUGCUUUGAUCUUUAAAUAAAUUCUCUCAACUAAUUCUUUGAGAAAAUUUAAACCUCAAUUUUCCCUAACAAUAUUAAUACAUCAUCAUGAAAAAACGUUAUGAGAAUUGAUGAAAUGAUCACCUAAGAGAAAAUAUUUUGAUCUUUAAACAAAUUCUCUCAACUGUUCCUUCUUCAUUGAGCGAGAUAUUUCAGCUCCAGAAAACUUUGUGAAUCUUUAAGAACUUUGCCAGUAGCUUUCUUCUCAGUUUUUAAAUAUUCUUGCAGAUUGCAUAUAUAUUGUUUAAUUAAUAGGGAUGUAAUGGUUCUGACUGUCUUAUCUUGGACCAUUAAUGAAUACAAAUUCAGUUUUAUUUUGCGAUUUCAGGUCCUUACAUAAGCAGAUAUUUUCUAAUUGCAUGCGUAGAUUAAGUAUUGUCGAUUGCUUUUGGUUUUUGCCUUCAGUUUUCCCUUUCCAUAGUAUCCAGGAAAAUUUCACUGAAGCAAUCACAAAUAAGUGGCCUUUAUCGUUUUGAUAGUAUUAUUUUUAUACAUCAAUUUUCAAUCCGUCAACUGAGUAACUUGUUCACCUUAUUUUAAUGUUUUGCAGUUUCCGAAAGCGCGACAUUUGGAGACAAACGUUGUGCCGCAGUGCGUCGACCUGGCAACAAAUUGUGAGUACAAGGUUCUCUAUUCUCUCCCGUUCCAACUGUGAUUGUAAAACCUUUUAGUAAAUUUAGUGGACGUACGUCGCAAAAGAUUGCUGCUGAGGGACAGUUGUGUGCUUACCAAUGAGAAGGAAUCAGCGUGUAACCAGAACGUUAUAUUGGUAGCAAACGGGUAGGCAUAGAACCGGGAUUAUGAUACGGGAUUUUUACUUUACUUAAAGUUCAUUCCAGGCUCGAAAUCGGUUAACCCAUGCUAAUUUGCCACUAGUGUUCUUAAUGAUAUUUUAACACUGCCUUGGACUAUAGGGCCCACUUGUUAUGUGGCUAAAUAUCAUUUAGGCAAAGUUAAACUCGAGCGAGUUGGCCAGCGGUCUUCUCCCACUUCAGUAUGUGACCUACGGGGCGGCCCGCGGGGAAUUGCAGGGCUCCUUGUGUGCCCUUUUGCCAGUGUUGCUUUGCAUUGCAUUAGUGGCUGCUCUUGGGGUGGUUCCCGCUUCCAGGGUUGCCAUGGAUACCUCCUCUCUGCUUAUUGCAUUUGGCCCCCCUACUAACCUUUAAGGCACCUGCUCCCAAGCUCAUCAUUAGCGAUGAGUUUAACGAACGCCGUUAGCGCAGGACCUAAUAAUAACAUACGAAACCUUUACGCUUCUUUUGCAAUUUGCGCUAAUAUUAAACAUGUUUAAAAGUUGUUUAGUUUGUCUCCGUGGCAUAUUUUUUCACUUAAAGGCCGUGUAUUGUUGUUUGUCGCCUUAAGUUUGCAGAAUUUAACGCACAAGUUUAAGCUUUCUUGAACCCUAUUGAGAUCUGAACUUGCUUUAAAAUAUUUCGUUUUGUUACACCUGGUAUAAUUGAACAUGUUUUGCUGUAUUUAGUACAUCGAAACACUUAUCGGAAGGAAUCUAGUGGCAGCUCACUCAGUUUAACUUAACUAAACAGAACUGUUACUGCUAACAAUCUCUCACAAUUGUUGUAGAAUGGUCUUGAUAUUCUUUUGUACUUUUAGAAUGUAUCUUUUACGAAUUGUUAUAUUUUUUUUAACCUCUGUCUAUUCUGUUCAACACCGUUUUAUUUUUUAUAUUUUUUUAGUGGUGGAUCCACCAGUACUUGUGUCUUGUAAGUAGAACUUAAUAAGUUUAUUUAUAUAUUUUUUUAAUUGAUGGUUGUGGUAGUGUUUUUCGUCUUACUGUACUGCGAAAUAGUUGUUGAUGUUUAGUCUUUACUUAUUAAUCUUGCAGUUGGGAGUUUAACAUUGAUGAUUGAUGUGCAUACAGCGUCCAGAAAUGUUAUGUGAGCAGCCAGUCUCUUAUUGACACAUUGGCAGGAGGUGGAUUGAACAACACGCUGUAAGAAAAAGCCCUUAAAAAUGGAAAAGCUUCGAAAAGUAUGCCAUCAACAGUACGUUUAACCUUUUAAUUAAAUAUUCAUCUUUUAGCAACGUUUUAGUAUCGUUUAAGGAUUUACAGUAAUUAUUAGCAAGUAAAUGAACCAGAAAACCUCUAGAAUUGAUGCGGAGUAUCGUAAGCAGUAGCAGAAGGCUUACAUUUGAAGAGGUUCUAUUAACAUUGGGUGAAUUAGAAUUAGUAAAGCAAACCAACAGAAAACAUGUACAGUAUCAUAAUCACAAGAGAUUAAGGAAUAUUUUUAAGAAUUUCCCUUUGGUGUCAUUAAAUGACUAUGUUAGCAUGUAAAACAGUGUAGUGUAAAUGAACUAUGUAGGUUCAUUUUGUAAGUUUGUGAUCAGUUUAUUGUAAAGUUUAUGGUCACAUAGUUUUUGUUAACAUCAUUGUGACUGAAGUAACAGC
Molecule: messenger RNA, 10664 nt
Organism: Porites lobata
Lineage: Eukaryota; Metazoa; Cnidaria; Anthozoa; Scleractinia; Poritidae
Source: the annotation of a GenBank genome assembly